AUGGCGCCUCAAGAAAAUCCCAACGCCCCACCAGCAGCAGCCACCGAUGCCGUCCUCGUUGUGUCUGAGGAGAUGCCAGAGGGCGCCCAAAAGGUCGAGGAGUUGGACUUUGAUGACCUCAAUGGCCCCAUCACAGCCGAGGAUCUAUUCAAAGGCAUGAGAUACAUGGGCUUCCAGGCCUCAUCUCUCAGCGAGUCCAUCCGCAUCAUCAACGACAUGAGGGCAUGGCGCGACCCAGAAACCGGCGACAAGACCACCAUCUUCCUCGGAUACACCUCCAACAUGAUAUCCUCUGGCAUGAGGGGAGUCUUUAGGUGGUUGGUCAAACACAGGCACAUCUCCGCUAUUGUAACAACCGCCGGAGGCAUCGAGGAGGACUUCAUCAAGUGCCUGGGCGACACUUACAUGUCCUCCUUCAGUGCCAACGGCGAGGACCUGCGUAAGAAGGGCCAGAACAGAAUCGGCAACCUCGUCGUCCCCAACUCCAACUACCGCGCCUUCGAGGACUGGGUCGUGCCCAUCUUUGACAAGAUGCUUGAGGAACAGGAGGCCAGCAAGGGCACCGAGGAGGAGAUCAACUGGACACCUUCCAAGAUGAUACACAGGCUGGGCAAGGAGAUUAAUGACGAGCGCUCCGUCUACUACUGGGCGUGGAAGAAUGACAUUCCCGUCUUCUGCCCAGCGCUCACGGACGGAAGCUUGGGAGACAUGCUGUACUUCCACACCUUCAAGACAUCGCCGAAGCAGCUCAAGUGUGAUAUUGUCGAAGAUAUCCGACGUAUCAACACCAUUUCCGUUCGUGCAAAGAGAGCAGGCAUGAUCGUUCUGGGUGGCGGUGUCAUCAAGCACCAUAUUGCGAACGCAUGCUUGAUGCGCAACGGAGCCGAGUCAGCUGUGUACAUCAACACUGGCCAGGAGUUCGACGGAAGCGAUGCCGGUGCCAGGCCAGAUGAGGCUGUCUCUUGGGGUAAAAUCAAGAUCGGAGCCGACGCCGUCAAGGUCUAUGCGGAUGCUACCCUGGUAUUCCCGUUCAUUGUUGCAAACACCUUUGCCAAAGAUCGCUCCUCAUAG
Colletotrichum graminicola M1.001 is the source of this 1071-nucleotide messenger RNA. RefSeq names its product deoxyhypusine synthase. Gene Ontology annotation, cellular component: cytoplasm. The coding region runs from base 1 to 1071 and encodes 356 amino acids. Gene Ontology annotation, molecular function: deoxyhypusine synthase activity. The record is from RefSeq and is a predicted model, not a curated record. The transcript has 3 exons. NCBI's taxonomy places the organism in Eukaryota, Fungi, Ascomycota, Sordariomycetes, Glomerellales, Glomerellaceae. Gene Ontology annotation, biological process: peptidyl-hypusine biosynthetic process.